AUGAGCAUACUCGGACUACAAUUAUUCACAAUAUACGUUCAUGACUUGGACGAGGAAAUCAAGAAUGCUGUUCACUUGGUAUCAUUGAUUAUUAUCCACCCACACGUUGCGAGGGGAAACUGCAGCAGCUUAUUUACCUGUUAUCUUUGUGCAUUUCAGGAGGUGCCUCUGCGGAACAGUUCCAGCCCUCCCAACAGCACAGGCAGUACCGUGGAGAGUGAACCUUGGGACAUUCCAUUGUCUGUCCCUAGCACCAAUAAAGGCAGAAAGACUUUCAGCGGUUUCAAAAAGGCCAAGCCAUACUCAUUUCUGAAACACCACAAAUCCGGCAGCUUCAUGCUGCCCCCGUUCAACCGCAGGAAGCCCGACAAGGUGAAAAGGAGGCGUGAGAUGAGGGCAAAGGAUGACCACCUAAAGCUAGAAGAACCACAGAUUGAAGAGGUCAGCAAGCAGGAGCCACCUGACCCCAUCGCAGAAACCAGUGUAUUGUCUCCUGUCCAUGGAGCAGAGGAUGCGACAACAGCUUCUAUUUUCCUGAAGCAUCUCUCCCAGGAACCCCUUGUCCAGCAGUCCCUCAUUCAGCAGCCCCUCACUCCAGACCCCCUCACUCCAGAUGCCCGCGUUCAGCAGCCGCUCACUGUGGAGGCCCGCGUUCAGCAGCCGCUCACUGUGGAGGCCCGCGUUCAGCAGCCGCUCACUGUGGAGGCCCGCGUUCAGCAGCCCCUCACUGUGGAGGCCCGCUUUCGCAGCCCCUCACUGUGGAGGCCCGCGUUCAGCAGCCCCUCACUGUGGAGUCCCGCGUUCAGCAGCCCCUCACUGUGGAGUCCCGCGUUCAGCAGCCCCUCACUGUGGAGGUCCGCGUUCAGCAGCCCCUCACUCGGGAGCCCCGCGUUCAGCAGCCCCUCACUCGGGAGCCCCGCGUUCAGCAGCCCCUCACUCGGGAGCCCCGCGUUCAGCAGCCCCUCACUCGGGCCCCGCGUUCAGCAGCCCCUCACUCUGGAGCCCCGCGUUCAGCAGCCCCUCACUGUGGAGCCCCGCGUUCAGCAGUCCCUCACUCCGGAGACCCGCGUUCAGCAGCCCCUCACUCCGGAGCCCCUCACUCCGGAGACCCGCGUUCAGCAGCCCCUCACUCCGGAGACCCACGUUCAGCAGUCCCUCACUCCGGAGACCCGCGUUCAGCAGUCCCUCACUCCGGAGACCCGCGUUCAGCAGUCCCUCACUCCGGAGGCCCGCGUUCAGCAGUCCCUCACUCCGGAGGCCCACGUUCAGCAGCCCCUCACUGUGGAGGCCCGCGUUCAGCAGCCCCUCACUGUGGAGGCCCGCGUUCAGCAGCCCCUCACUGUGGAGCCUCUGGUUCAGCAGCCCCUUGUUCCACAGCCCCUCACAGAAUCUCCAUGCACAGGCCAGGACAGUUCUUCUAUGCCAGCUACUGCAGCAAAUGUGAUGAAUGAGACGAUAAAAUGUGAGAAAGUAGAACGACAGAGGACUGUAUUCCGUCAAGGAAAGCAGGUUGUGUUCAGAGACGUGGACACAACUGGGAAUGAUGAAGAUAUCAUGGUGGAUUCUGAUGAUGAUUCCUGGGACUUGGUGACAUGUUACUGCAUGAAGCCGUUUGCUGGUAGGCCAAUGAUUGAAUGCAACGAGUGUGGCACCUGGAUCCACCUGUCCUGUGCCAAAAUCCGCAAGUCCAAUGUCCCAGAAGUGUACGUCUGCCAAAGGUGUCGAGAUUCCAAAUACGAUAUUCGCCGAUCAAACCGAUCUCGAAUCAGCUGCAGGAAGCACUUCCUCGACUGAGGUGUCCAAGUCUUUCUAUUUUUAUUGGUUUUGUUUUGUUUCAGGGAGAGAGAGGGAGGAGAAUAUUGAAUUGGCAUUAAGGGAAGUUGGAAAUAUUAAAAAAAAUGCAUUUUAAAACAAAAUAAUUUGAUGCACUUAUUUGGAGAGUUGCAUCUGUUUCCACAGGAAUUGACUGCUUUUUGACUCUGUCUCUCCUUUCACCCUUACUACUUCCAGGAAUAACCCAAGAAAUGAAUACAAAUUAAGCCAAUCUUUCUGAUAUCACACCCUGAAUAAAUAAGUGCAAGGGAGACUGGAGGCAUGGGGUUGAUUUGCACGAGGAGGGGAAUGAACUUCCUGACUGCUAUAAACUAUAUUUUCCUUCCCCUUUCACCAUUCCCUUCACUCUUACCUCUCACCCCUUGCAUUUAAAAAGCCUUAAUCCACCAAGGUCUCCAUGAUGAAAGUGAUAGCCAUCGCCCCCAUUUUUGGUGCAAUCCCUAAAAUGUUUGCUGCUAAAGGAGCUGCAACAGAUAAACAGGGCCUGUGCAAUAGUUAAAGGCUUCAAGCAUUAAUGUUUUCAAAAGAAAUGGGAAGGGAAUAAUAGAUAAUCAAUACCUAAUGGCCUGCCAUUUAUUAAAGUGUAAUAAAAUCAGAUAGUGUAGGAAAUACACAAUGAUUCUGUCAAUUUGAGAGUUGAUUAAAGUAGGUUCUGACCAAGGGGAUGCACCUUAAAUCUGUCUUCUCUCUUUACAGGUUACAACUGACUUGCUGUGCUAUAUCUAAUAUUUUCUGAUUUUGUUUUCACUUUCCGGCACUUUCACUUUUAACAUAACAAUAUUUACUUUGGUUGAAAUGCCUGUUUGCUCCCUCCACACUUUCUUUAAACAGCAGUCGAAACCCAAACAAGUCUGGCUGUUCUGACAGUAUGCUGGUUGACAAAGAGUUAAAAUCCAGCAGGAGGUGUAUGAUAAUAAUCUGGGUUAAUCCAUCAGGUUUGACUGGUGCUGUUAAAAGGUUUAGAAUAGACAACCAAUUUUGGAUUAUUUUUGGAGAAUAUUUGUCUUAAGGAGGCCUUUACAAUUUUUAUGCCUGCAAUUCAGUAUUUAGAACAAAACUUGGUACUUCCGUGAGGAGGAAAGGUAUCCUUAAGUGUCAGGACUGUGGCUUUUAAAUGAACAGUUGAUUAACUCUCAUCCUCUUCUAUAUAUUGAAAGAAUUGUUUUAUGGGUUGCAAGGAGAGGAGAUGACAAACUCAACAUUUUGUCAACUCUUAAAAGCUCUGGAUAGAAAUGUCUGUUAAAAAGACAGCAACAUAGCCUCUCUCUUGUUGGGGGGAGGAGAGCAAGAAUGUCCUAUCAGUAACUUUUAAGUCUUUUUGGUCCUUACUUGGCACCAUAGGCAGUAAGUUCAUUACAGUAAUCUGUGAACCUGAAUUGAAGAGUUGGGUGAAAAGGGCGAGAGAGAGAUCACAUUGUCCUCUCUUGUCCAUCUCUGUACCUCACAGUACAUGAAGACACUGUAGAACAUGACCAUGGUUCCCAAGAUGUUGCCUCAGUCAUUCAAACAGGCACUCGUGUGGUGUUUAAAUGUUCAGUGGUGAUGCGGCUUCAUUUGGAAAAGCUCUGUGGGUCAUCUGAAUGACUGACUUGAUUGGUAAUUUGGCAUUUAAAUGAAUACAGACACUACUGUUUUGAGUGUUGUAAAUCUAGAGUCUUCAUCAUUUGACCCUUUCCAUUAAAGGAAGGGGUAGGGGAGAUGAGGAGGUUUCCAUCUGGUUCAACCUUCCAUCGUUGUAUACUGUAAAAUAUUGUUUGUGUAUUUUUACUCCCAAAUGUCUUAUCCUACAAAAAACCGCCAAGUUGUGCCUCCUCGACUUGCUAUUUCCAGUGAGAGGAAAGAACACAGAAUUGACUUCAUUGAUAUUAUUACAGCCAAUCAAAGUGCACAAGUGUUUCUGCCUCUCAUUGUAGGUUGGGGAGGGGAGGUGAUUGUACACAAUCAGCAACUUUCCAUUCCUGUCCUUUAACUCUAUCCCAAUGGUCAAGUUACCUCAAACCAAACAUAUGUUAUCUUUCUCCCCUUUCCUGUAAUAAUCGGCUGUAGGAGGGUGUAGGCCAUAGACAUAGUGAGCACUUAGAUGCCUGACAAUCAACCAGCAUCCCUAUCACCACCAUUGUACAUGAGGAGUUAAUUCACAUCUUCACCCAGACUCCAAUAUUAGAAGUGUCACCUUGUUAUUGAGGAAUAAUGUUUCCUAACUAUUUCCCUUCUACCAAAGGUGGUCUCCCUUUUGUUGUUAGAGAUAAUGCUUUAAAUUUUCCUCUCUCUAUAUAGAGGGAGGAGUCAAGAGAGAAAGACAGAGAUGGUGGGUUGAGAAGGUAGUUCUUGUAGAGCAGCCACUCCUUCAGAUUUGGUAGUAGGGUUCUGAUCAGAAUGCAGCAAGGAUUCUCACUCGUGAUUGCUAUACUGUGUUCCCGCUGGGAAUAUGUGAACAUGAGCAAGGGCAGAAUCUAGCUCAGUUUGCUAAUCACCAUGAAUUAGCUGGAUAACACAUACUUUUCACACAUAUACACAUGCGUGAAAAACAGCUGUACAGCCAGCAAGUGGAGAGUCUGGAUCUUUACAAUCCUCCAAUUAGAGGAGGGGAAAAUCUUGAGCCAUCAUCAGUCAGUGUAAACCCCACAAAGGCCCUAGAUAUCUACAUAUUAAAAAUAAUUAAUUCAUGCUCAACACUCUCCCCUCCAUUUUCUUUUGAGGAAUAUCUGUCUCCUUUACACCCAUAAGAGGGAACAACCUCUCUACAUUUACCUGUCAAGCCCCCUAAGAAUCUUGUAUGUUUAAAUAAGGUCUUCUCUCAUUCUUCUAAACUCCAUUGAGUAAAGGCCCAACUGACUCAACCUUUCUGCCUAAGAAAAUCCCUCCAUACCCAGGAUAAACCUAGUGAACCCUCUAUGGACUGCCUCCAAUGCAAUAUAUCUUUUCUUAGAUAAGGGGAAAUUGAUGAAAAUUAGGGUGUUUUUUUUAACAAAGCAGCAUUGUUAUUAUUUCAAACAGCAGUGUUGCUCUUGCUCCUGAUGAGAAUGCCGACAUGAGAUUUUCAUGGAUAUGUAACAAGUCUCUGACUUUGAAAGUGUGUGCCAGGAGUAUUGGACUGUCUCCUUGGAAGAAUUGUUAAAGUGGAACAAAGAAAACCUUGUUUCUGUGAAACUUUGUACGUGUAUAUCGGAAGUUAUUUUGUAAAUAAAAAUUUAACUAUUGGUAUUUUAAA
Molecule: messenger RNA, 5044 nt
Organism: Chiloscyllium plagiosum (whitespotted bambooshark)
Lineage: Eukaryota; Metazoa; Chordata; Chondrichthyes; Orectolobiformes; Hemiscylliidae
Source: RefSeq, a predicted model, not a curated record